Messenger RNA from Cottoperca gobio, 1398 nucleotides. RefSeq lists its product as uncharacterized. The transcript has 4 exons. NCBI's taxonomy places the organism in Eukaryota, Metazoa, Chordata, Actinopteri, Perciformes, Bovichtidae. Gene Ontology annotation, molecular function: glycosyltransferase activity. The record is from RefSeq and is a predicted model, not a curated record. Gene Ontology annotation, cellular component: cytoplasm. Bases 1 to 1347 code for a protein of 448 amino acids.
AUGGAAAAGGCAAAACAAUUCAGAGGAACGUUAUUCCUCCUCCAUCUCCUCAUAGCUUUCUUCCUCUUCAUCCUCUGCUUCACUGUGAGAACACCCAGGACGUACAGGACCAUCCCAAAGCCGCGCUUGCCUCCUAACACUUGCCCCUUUCACAUCUCUGAGCAGACCAUCACCCCCCUCAACAAUACCAAGCACUUACUGGUGUCUGCCUACAUGGACCAGAGAGUGAAGGGCUUGGAUAUACGCAUCAUUGGUAUAUUUAGGAAAGACUCCAUCCAACCCCUUUACUGUCUCUUCUGCUGUGCAGGCCAGGUAUCAAGAACAACUCCAACAACAAUUUCAAAACCCUUCAACAACUUUGGUUUUGCCUUCACCACUACGGAUGUCAUGUGUCAGAUUCCUCAAAAGUGCAACGCUACACAUGUCAGUCUCCUGACAAAGCCGGAUAGAGUGAGGGGCUCUAACCAGACGUGGCUUCCUAUAAGGAACCAGAAGACCAAUGGGAAGGAGGAGAACAAGUUGCAGUUUAACUUCACAGUCUGCAUCUCCACCCUGUUUGGAGACUACAACAAUGUGCUUCAGUUUGCACAGACUCUGGAGAUGUACAGGUUGCUGGGUGUGGACAGGGUGGUGAUAUAUAACACCAGCUGCGGCCCAGAACUCAACAGCUUGCUGCACAGUUACAGCCAGGAGGGCUUUGUGGAGAUGGUCCCCUGGCCCAUCGACCGGUUUCUGAAGCCAUCGCGUGGCUGGCUCUUCUCACAGAGCGGGGGGGACAUGCACUACUUUGGCCAGCUGACCACGCUUAAUGAGUGCGUGUACAGAUCCAUGGCCCGCUCACGCUAUGUGCUGUUGAACGACAUAGAUGAGAUUAUAAUGCCAUACAAACACAACAACCUGAUGUCUCUGAUGGACAUGCUCCAACAGCAGCAUCCAAAUACAGGAGUGUACCUCAUCGAAAGCCAUGUCUUCCCCAAGAAACAUUUUGAGCCCAGUGGGAGGUUUCACCUGCCUCAGUGGAACGGGGUGCCAGGAGUUAAUAUUCUGGAGCACAUCUACAGGGAGGACCCCGACAGAAAUGUAUACCACCCGCACAAGAUGAUAAUUCAACCAAGGUUGGUGGAGCGGACCUCAGUGCAUGAAGUGCUCAAGAAUUUUGGACAACGGUUCAGGGUUCCAAUGGACGUUUGUCGGAUGAUUCAUGUCCGCGUGGUGCAGCGGGCGUCGUUAACACUGCAGCAGCUCAAUGAGGACAAACGACUGUGGGACUUCCAAGAAAAACUGAUUCCUAAUGUGGACAAAGUUCUGAGGAGAGUGGGGAUGCUGAGCUCAGAGGGGCAGAACUGAUGGACGGGAUGGACAGACACAAAUGCUCAACAGGUUGAAUUUGACCCUCAA